Messenger RNA from Pygocentrus nattereri (red-bellied piranha), 7752 nucleotides. RefSeq lists its product as uncharacterized. NCBI's taxonomy places the organism in Eukaryota, Metazoa, Chordata, Actinopteri, Characiformes, Serrasalmidae. Gene Ontology annotation, molecular function: protein kinase C binding. Gene Ontology annotation, cellular component: cell cortex; apical plasma membrane; nucleus. Gene Ontology annotation, biological process: establishment or maintenance of cell polarity; regulation of cellular localization; centrosome cycle. The record is from RefSeq and is a predicted model, not a curated record. The coding region runs from base 395 to 3643 and encodes 1082 amino acids. The transcript has 10 exons.
UCUAUACAUGUGGAUCUCUUACAAUCAGUUUCUGCCCAUGUGCUGUAGCUCCGGAGAGGUGCUUGUGGAAGAGGAUAGAUGGUGGAAGCAAGGGAGGAGACAGUUGGGAAAUCAUGUCCUUCAGUAGUGGGAGUGUUUCAAGCCAAGCUUGAGCUGCUUCCAAAACAGCUGGAGCAAAGGAGGGAGAGAAACAGAAAGAAAGCACAAAGACUGUGGCUUAAAGUUAAACCAGAAGCUGAACUGCUUGGCUGCUGAUGGUUGACUCUUUGUAGGUAGAGUCUUUAACAUUAAACAUUAUCCUGGACUGUUAUAGAUGGAGGCCAAGGUGAAGAUGAACAUACACCAACAGACGGAAUGAGGCUGUAUAACAGUCACCUGACUCUCUGAAUGGACCAUGGAGGAUGUGGCUACGGAUGAGGAGGACAAGCCUGUGGCUAUUGCCUCCCAGCACAAUGAUGCCCAGCUGGAGGAUAGACCAGAUCCACAGGAAUUUGAAGCUAGGGGUCCAUGCAGCUCCAUCCUGGAAUUUGGAUCUCCCAGUUCCUCAUCCAGAUGCCCUCACACCCAGCCACACCCAUCCUGCUCACAGGGCUCUGCUGUAUCAGCCCUGCAGUCCAAGGUAAAGGCCUUGUCAGAGCGCAAGGCUGUCUGGAAGCAACCGUCCAAAAAGAUCCCAGAAAAGAAGGUGAUUCCUGGAUCUUAUAUGCUGGGACGUCCUCUUACUUGGGGAUCGAGCAGCAGUGAUGAAGACACAGAGCCUCACGCUCAGACUCUCAGCUUCCACGAUGUUGAAGAACCUUCAGUAGUGCUCUAUAAUGAAGAUGACUUCAACCCUGCCCUGCUAGCACUUCCACGAGAACUUGGAGAAGGAGCGAGUCUGGAGAACAUUGCCCAAGAUGACAUCUGUGAUGCCAAACAAGACAUUACAUCCUCCUCCUGUAACAAACCAUGGGCUCCACCCAAGGGCUUUUGGAGGGUCACCAGGCCGGAGACACUGCUGCUGAAUGGAGAAGCUCCAGAUGGGCUUAUGAAGACGGAUUCUGGUGUACAAGAAGAGCUGCAGAAGUCCGUUGGUCUGAAAAGCCCCCUCCACACCUGUGGACACAGUAGGACAGCCCCGGCGGAGCCCAUAGGGAGUGGACUCUGGCGUGCUGAAAGUCUAGAGAGCGUGUGCAGCAGCGUCAGCUCAUUAUCUCUGGCUGAGAGGGUGGAGAUGAACCGGAGCAUGCUGAGACAAAUGCUUCAGAAAGCUCCGAAAAGCAGCGAUGGACAUCAGGCCCCAGUUACAGAGCAGAAGCUGGAGAGCAUGCAUAGAGGUGUGCUGAAUGACAGUGACUGGGAUUCUGGGAUAUCUCUCCAUGAUUGUGAACAUACUCAGCACAUUCAGAGGGCCUUUGUUUGGGGCGACGGGUUGCCGCUGAGUCCUCGCCAUGAGCAGGCCAAACGACUACUGGAGCGUGCGCGCAUGAAGGCCCGCUCUAACCCGCUCAAAGCCGACCACACCAUCCUACCCGUCCAGAGGGACAACCCGGAUCUGCUCUCCUGGACCGGGGCCUCCCUGCAGCGGGCUCCUCUAGCGGGGAAGGAGGGGGUGGCGGCAGGUUCGGGGAACGUCAGCGACUCGUCCAGCAGCGACUCAGUCGGAGGCCCCCGCCGCAGACACGGCCAGUCACCAACACGCGUCCGCUUUGAGGACGAGUCAGAAAAGGAAGCGGAAUUUCGCUACCUGGAGCGAUUGCGCCAGCGCCGGCGGGCUGGAGAGAGGGCGCAGGGCCUGCUGGGGUCCAAACCCAGCCUAGCCUCAUACGUGAACGGCAGAGGCAUAGAGACAGCCCAGGGCAAGGAGGACUCACUACUGUGGAAAUACAAAAACAGGAAAGGUCAGGAAGGACUUGCUAAUACUAGCAGUGCCAAUGGCCAUUACAAAUCACUAGUGCAUGAGGUUGUGGGCCGGCAGUGCAAUUCCUGUGGGACGAUACUGGAUGGACAAAAGGCAGGAGAGAAAAUACUGGAUGGGGCUGUUUCAGACUCUCUCCCUUUAUCCCUAGCACCUGCAGAUGGAGAGUCCGAGGGAAAGACUGUCCCAUGCUGGGUGGCCCCCACCCUGCCCAACCGCCUGGUCCGAAUAGAGCAGAUUAAAGAGACGUACAUUGGAGCGGUGGGCACUGUUAUUGUGGACAGCGAUGGCACGCAUUGUAGAGGUGCAGUUAGCAUGGACAGUACUAGCAUUAGAGGGUCUCUACAGAAGCAAAAGAGAAAAAGUAGAAGAAGGGAAGGAAGCCCAGAGACAACAGCCAAUGGGCUUGUAUCAUCAGGGUCACCACCCACUUCCAGGCCCACAACCAACGGGGCAGAUGUGCACCUGUCUAAUGGCACCAUAGCAGUGCCUCCUAACCCCUACGCUCCAGAGCAACUGGGACAGAAGGUACCGGUUAUGUUGUGCAAGUCCCAACCCAACUUUAAAGCCCCCGUGCCACCUCCAGUGCCUCCCAGAGGAGAAGUUCCAAGCUCCCAGCUUCCCCAGCCAAUACCCCCACCCCUUCAGCCCAGAAAGUCUGCUCUGAAGUCUGCCUCAAAGGAACGUUCCAAUGGCCAACGAGUAGUCAAGCUCAUGCCUUCUCCACAGUACCGCCUCGUGCACCUGGACUCUGCAGAAGAAGGGGCCGAUGUGGAUGGCAGUCCUGAGGUCAGCCCUGCUCUGGAGAACCCAUCCAAAAGCUUGACACUGAAGCAUCCCACAGCCAGCAGCACUGCCACGCAUCCGGGACAACCAGCAGGUUUGGAUCAGGAUCACAUCGCAGGUGAGCUUUCAGACAGCCUCGCCGAAAACUCUCAUGGACAUUUGAACGAUGGACGGAUUCAAGUAGCUGUUCGACCAGACCACCAUCUGGAGGAGAGCCCAAACCCCUCAUGCAGCAGGGUGGCAUCAGAAGUGGAGCAGAAGGAGGUGAAGCCAAAACUAUCCCUACGGCGUUUCUUCUCAGCUAUGGGUCUGAACAGUGGUGGGCGGUUGGGGAAGGAACGCUCAAGCAGCAUGGAGCAGCUUAGCCUGCCCCCAAAACCCUGCAUAUCCCCUUCCACGUCUCCCAGCCCUGCACGUGCAGGGAUCAGCCAGCUGAAGAAAGCUCCAUCACUGCAGUCACUGCGCCUGGGGUCUCCUUUUGUCCAGCUGAAGAAAUCCUCUUCAGUGCAGAAUCUCCAGAGUCCCAGGAGGAAAGGGGAUCGCUCCGCCGCAUACACGCCCGGGGAGAUGCCCUGCAGCCCUGCACUGUCCAGGGGGCUCCAGCGCACUCUAAGUGUGGAGGAUGUUGGCAGCCCUAGUGCCGUAAGGUCAGUGGGGAGAGUAGCCCAGGCCUUCCCUGAUGGAACGUUAUUAUUGGAGCUGUCCCGGCCUCCUGACGGACCCUUCGGCUUCCUCAUCUCACGCGGUAAAGGGAGGCCAGACUCAGGUGUCUAUGUGGAGGAGAUGGGUGACAGCAGCACCGAGAAGCUGUAUGCGGGGCUGCUGGGAGUCGGCGAUGAGAUCCUGGAGGUGAAUGGAGAAAAAGUGGCCGGGCUGAGUUUGGAGCUGGUCACUCGGCUGAUGACCCAAAGCAGCACGUCAUCCAUCCGUGUGCUCCGUCACCGGCGGCCUCACCGCUAACCGUGAACUUCAUUUUAAAAUCAGAGAGGAAAAGGCAAUACAGCAGCCGAGACAGUGUGUGUGAGGCUUCUCCGCUGGUUCUGACUUUAACUGGCUUACACUGACGGACUCGGCGCGCGUCCAAGUAGACAGAGCUUUGUUGCUGGUGUUAAGCUUGACUGAAUUGAACAACUAGGCUGUAGCUUGUUUUAUCAGGAAAAAGGACUCGUGAAAGAAGAGUUUACUCUGCACUAUCAUAGACAAGGUGCUCCUCUGUUCUGACAGUGAAGAAAUGCACUAAGCUUCUGCCUCCAAUAAUACUGCACAAGUCCAUGGGACUGUAAUCCCUUCAGACUGAAAUCCACAUCUCUCUGUUUUUCCCUCAAUCUCAACUUUUAUUGUAGUUUAGGUUCUUUCUAUAAAGAGCAACGGGUACACACUGAGAAGUGAUGCAUUGAAUUCUCUUGAUUUAAAUGUAUGUAUCUUUUGCCAAAAGCAAGUCAACUGUAAGACAGAAUACACCUCAGCUCAAAUAAAUUCAGUGCAUCACUUUCUUAGUUCGAUAGCUCAGAGGUUCCUCAUCUAUCCCUAAGGAGGAAGUCCACCACCUUUCAAAAAUGUCUGCAUAAUUAAUUUAAGAUAUAAACAAUGACUUAGAGUGGUUUGAUGUGAAGUGCUUUAUUCUAGAGCCAUUUGCCGAGUCAGAAAUGUUCACAGUGGUGGUGAAAGGAACCAGACGUCUGAAUGAGUUUAAUCUCUCUAAAAGCUCCCUAACAGAAAACGAUUACAUGAUAGUUAUAAACACACUGCCUGAAGCCGGAGUCGUUGCAUUGUUGAUAGAUUUGAAAUAUUUUAUGCAAAAUUAUAUGCAUACGUUUUGGUGUAGUACUGAUUUCUAUUAUAUACCUUGCUUUUUCAGUGUUUGCCAUAAUUUGAAAAUACCUAUUGUUCUUUACAUUAUGGGUAAAUUUUAUGAUGAAUGGACUAAAAGAAACAGCCCAAAAUGUGUAAAACUUGUAAAAAGGUCUGGCUCCAUUGAUUUCCCUUGAAAGUAAACUGUGUUUUUUCCUUCUUCUGUAUAAUUACCAUUUUGGAGAUAGUUUUGUUCUGACAGCAGCGAUAUACAUUUCAAGACCUCAAGGACACAUUACAGGAAUAAAAAUGAUUAAAGUACGAUCUACAAAAUAGCUCAAAAUACCAAGCACGUAUACAGUCAAAUGCAAACGUAUUGGUUUAGUAUAGAUUAGUAUAAUACCCGAUGAUGAGGAAAAACCUAUAUUUCCAGACUUAGCAUUAUUUCAGCAGCAGCAGCUUUACAUGUAAAACCGCAGAAGAUGUGUAGACGUUCACUGGUUGUUUUGGAUGGCUGGUUUUAUGUUAUAGACAUUGCGACUCUGGUUCCUAUCACCAGCAUUACAAAAAAAUUCUAGUCUGUUUAUUUCUCCAUGAUGAAUGACUUCACAUCAGACCACUCCGAAUGACUUUGUUUACAUCUCGGAUACUUAAUUACGUAAAGAAUUUGAAAAAUGAGUGCAGUUCCCCUUUAAAGGACCAUCAACCUUCUAUAUUUUUCCUUUUUUUCCACCACCCCAAUCAAGUGAGUCAGGGAAUCUGCAUUUUGCAACUCGACUCUUAAAAAUAAAGGUGCUGGAAAGGUUCUUUUUAUAUUGUUAGUUGAAGGAAUACUCCAGUAUUUUUAAAUUUGACAUUUGUGGUCCACUACCACUGUUAUUUCAACACUUAAAAAAAGACUUUGUGCUUUGAGUUAAUUUACUUUUCAGAAGAAACGGUCAAAAUUAUGGCAAUCAGUCAUAUGUGACCAAGGUUAAAGGGCCCAUAUCACAGAACACUGAAUUUUGCUCCUAAUCAAAGCAAAAAUAGCCUGUUUUAAAUGGACAGUUUUUGUGAUGUCACAAAAACCAGUGCAUUUACAUGUAUCCUCCAGUUUUAGCCUAGAGCAGGUUUAGUCCUGCCUGUCAUGCUGGAGCGUUUCAGCCUGCAUUGCUUUUUGAAUGCUGGAAUAACAAAGGCCAGCCAAACAGAACAGGGAUCAUUUACAUAUAAUCAGUCUUAAAGGCACAUCAUUAAUUCUAAGGGAUAAAGAGAGGGUAUGUAAAAAUGAUUGUGACUAUUUUGGUACGUAAAACCACAUGAAAGUUCUAAGUGGACCUCCAGUUCAAAAAUGAAAAAUAGAAGACAAAUGUAAGAUAUGGGCCCUUUAAAAAAGUGUAUUCCUUUAAAGAGCAAUUGAAAAGUCCUUUAGAUGUCUAAAGCUGGUUAAUCUGUGACAUGGCUUCAAUUCUGGGCCCUUUCAUUUUAAGAAUGUCUACUCUUACCUGGCUCAGGUAGGGUGGGAACCUGAGCUAGCUGUGUCCUUUAGGAUUGGACUGGAACGAAGAAUCUCAAACUUACAAGUUAAAUCAGUAAAAUUGUCUUUCAACCAUACAGAACACAAAGCAGGUUCUGUAUAUACCAAACAUCUUAGAGGAGGGCAAAGCCAAAGUCAAGUCUCCAAGUCCACAUUCUGAUUCUGUUGCGCAUGAAAUGAUCAGUUUUGAGUGAUACGUACUGAAACUGGAAAAUGUCUAUUCCUGGAACAGUGGUUUGGCUCUGAAUAGAAGCCCAGUUCACAUGGUCAAUCUAUACUUCUGUAGUCUUGUGGAACGACAUUGCAACACGGAGCGAAUACCGAAGACACAAUGGAAUAAUGACAGAUUGUUUCCCUGCUUGUUUGCCAAAAAACUGCUACGCUUUCUUUUAGCCUGGGUAUCCCUCCUAAAUUCUCACACUGUAUCACACUGAAAGAAGUGAUACAUUCCAUUUAUUUGAUUGAAAUGUGUACAUAAUUUGUAAUAAUAAUAAUAUAUGUGAUAAUAAUAUAAGUGAGCCUUUCAACACAACAGUACAGUAAUAAAAUGAUUAAGGCAUCGAUCUGCAAAAUAGCACUACCAAGUACAUAUACAGUCAUGUGCAAAAAUGUUUUAUUGCUGGUCAGAUGAAAAAAUUGCUGGUUUGUUGCCGUCUAUGUACCUCUAGUGACGCAGUCAACUUUUUUAGUGUGCAAACACUGGGAUCAAAAGCCUGAUUCUCAUUUUUGUUUACGCAUCCAGUACAUUUAAGAAUACGUAGAGGCAUUAAGGAGAAGCACCAAAAGCUAUUUGAGUGCUAACAGCACCCCCUUGUGGAGAAUCUGCUAAGGCUGCUAAACUCGAGUGAGUGAGUAAGUUACAAGCCAAGUCCAUGAGGUGCUUUGCAUCUAAAAAACGAAAUGAAAUUCAGUUGGAUGCAAAAGUUUGGGUGCCAUUUUUUUUUUGCAUAUGACUGUAUAACAGGAAUAUAAUAAAGGAAUAGACCAUGUGAGAUGAAUAAUGGAGAGGUAAAAACGGUAUAUAUACUAUGUACAUCAAUACAUUUAUGUCCUUCAGUUACCAAUUCACUUAUUUUGGUAGUGUUUGUGCUGGUGUUAUAGAUUUUAUUCACGUGGAAUGUAUUCAUGUGAUACAUUUCAGUCAAAUAAAUGAAUGCUUCACUCUUUUUGGUUGCCUUUCAUAGUAAAGGCCUUAAUUCAGGUGAACGUUAGCCCAUGAUAGCAUGCUUCUCUUGGUAGAAAACCUGAAGCAGGAGCACCAGAAACAGCACCCAUAUUUCAUCGACGUUUUCUGAGAGAACACACAUCAUGCACAUUUUAGUGGAUGCGUUGGUGUUGCAGUAGUAAAAAGGCCCCUGCCAGCUGCAGUGAUUUCUGAUUGUGGCUUUAAUCAAAUUCCUUCCUGUUGCUGCUGACAGAACAAGCACUCAGAAAUGUGCACUCCAUGCAAACGAACAACGCCAAGAGAGUGUUAAGUGGGUUCUUUAACCUUCAGAACUGCAGUACAGUUGCAUCCUUUCUGACGACAAGAACAGUGAAGCUGAAGCAGGACUCUGAUAAACACCAAAUGUUGCACAGUAAAUUAUUUAGAUGUUUCUCUCAGAACGGAUUGUCAUCCAGUGCUGCACUGCAUCUUUGUGGCACCUAUUACCAGGGGGCUGUUGCAUCAGUAUUACAGUACAUGCACCAUGAAUCAUAUUUCAGCAUAUUUUGCUACCUUUCUUUAUACUUACAGUCCUAUGAAAUAAAAGAAAUGACAAUG